Acaromyces ingoldii is the source of this 382-nucleotide messenger RNA. RefSeq lists its product as hypothetical. The record is from RefSeq and is a predicted model, not a curated record. The transcript has a single exon. Bases 128 to 349 code for a protein of 73 amino acids. Lineage: Eukaryota; Fungi; Basidiomycota; Exobasidiomycetes; Exobasidiales; Cryptobasidiaceae.
GACUGCUGUCUUUUCCUGAAGACAAUAAAUGACAUUGCCGCUAUGAGAUUUCAGCUAUUACGUUUGGCACUACCGCAGAGACGAGGUUGGAGAGAAACAACAAAGAGGAAGAAAAAAGAAAUGCGAGAUGAAGGAAGCUGUUCCAACAAAGAAGAAAGAAGCACAACAAAGGAGAAAAAAAAAGAGAAGAAGAGGAAGAAAAAGAAAAAGAGGAAAGGAGAAGGGAGGUCAGUGCGUGGCUGAGAGAGCCCUUUGUGCUAGAAAAACAAGACUUGAGAGGGAGAGAAAGAUCUGCGUCUCGGACGAGGGAUCCGACGUUGUGUGCAAUGGAGUGUGGGGGGUAAAGUAGUUGGGGUAAAGAGUGUCCAUCUUGCAAGUGUGU